Molecule: messenger RNA, 339 nt
Organism: Dentiscutata heterogama
Lineage: Eukaryota; Fungi; Glomeromycota; Glomeromycetes; Diversisporales; Gigasporaceae
Source: the annotation of a GenBank genome assembly
AAGGAGGAUUAUCUUAACUAUCAUGUUCAAUGUUCUGGAUGUAAAGCAAUUAAAAGGCAAAGAACAAUUUAUAAUUGGUUUCAACCAGUAAUACAAAAAGAGCAUUUCGAAGAAGAAUAUGUUGAGAAAGAAUAUGCCAAAGAAGAUGAGUAUGACUCUGAUGUUUAUGAUAAUAUAGAUGAUAAUGACUUAAUACAAGUUAACAAAAUAGAAAAAGAUUCAAACCAAGAAUUUCAAGCUAUUAGUAUUGAAGAAAGAUUAGAUCAUACAAAAGAUACCAAAAAAUGGUUAAUUUGUGUUGGUCUUCAAUUUGUAGAAAUAUCAAAUUAUAUAAAAUGA